CUUCAAACUGAGACCGUGAUGAAUUCAAUAUGGACGUAAAAUGUACCAGUUAACCAGCUAGCUAGCUUUUUGCCGAAAUCUAGUUAAUUCCCAAGCUUCUGUUUUAUUUCGAUGUUGUGGCUGAAACAGUUGUCUCUGUUUCUCACAACUGCUUAGUUUCUUUUCAACCGCAGUGUAUUUGGGUUUUUUAAAUAAUUCAAACGGGGGGAGAUCACUUGGAGAAAAGGUUCGGUACUGUACAGCUACAUCUGACUUGAUCCUAUUAUGUACACAGUGUGAAGAGGCUGGUUUGAUGUGCACGACACUGAGAGAGGAGGCACCAUGAGUGGGGAGCUGGAUGCGCUGACUGUGGUGAACCAGCUACGAGAUCUUGCAGCUGACCCCCUCAACAGACGAGCCAUAGUACAGGACAAUGGCUGCUUACCGGGGCUCAUCCUCUUUCUGGACCACCCCAACCCUCAGGUCGUCUACUCCGCAUUAUUAGCAGUGCGCUACCUUGCAGAAUGUCGGUCCAACAGAGAGAAGAUGAAGGGAGAGCUGGGCAUGAUGCUGAGUCUGCAGAAUGUCAUGCAGAAGAGCACCUCCCCAGGGGAGACCAAGCUGCUGGCAUCUGAGAUUUAUGAGAUUCUGCAGGCGGCUGGUAAUGAGCAGGCAGAGCAGGCCGAGGCUGAAGCCGCCUCCUGCAGACGCAAGGCCCACUUCUUCCUGGGCUCCACCAACAAGAGGGCCAAGACCGUGGUGCUGCACAUCGACGGCCUGGACGACUCAACUCGUAGAAGUCUGUGUGAGGAGGCCCUGCUGAAGAUCCCAGGGGUGAUCAGCUUCACCUUCCAGAUGGCUGUGAAGAGGUGUGUGGUCAGGAUCCGCUCUGACCUCAAGGCUGAGGCGCUGGGCACGGCCAUCAACUCCACCAAGGUGAUGAAGGCUGCACAGGUGGUGAAGGGAGAGGAUGGAGGAGAGCUGAUGCUUCCAUUCCAGGAGGGUGCGGAGGUGGUGGUGGUGGAACACAAUGUGGACGUCCCAGACUACCUCCCUGAGGAGGAAAGCCCGUCUCAGGAGCAGGACAAGGCCGUGACCCGUGUGGGUUCCAUCACAGAUGGCGUGGGCUGGCUCAGCACCGCCGCCAACUUCCUGUCCCGCUCCUUCUACUGGUGACCACUUCCUGUGUCAGUACCCAUCGUCAAAACCCAAAACUACCAACUGAUGGUCGGUCGCCUUAGCCCACCAGCCCUGCCUAGCCCCUUCCCCGGUCAUCCAGCCCUUCUACUCUCUAGUCCCUCUCAGCAGCCACACAGAGUACCACUCUGCUCAGUGUCUAUAUGGAGCACUGGACUGCCAUGCGCACCCUGAAUAGGGUUGCAAAAUUCCAGGAACUUUCAAUAAAUUCCCUGGUUUUCCAGAUAUCCCGGUUGGAGGAUUCCUGGAAUCAGGAGGGAAUAAGCAGGAAAACUGGUAGCCUCCUUCCAGGAUUUCUGGAAAAGCAGGUAAUUUAUUGAAAGUUCCUGGAAUAACUUGUAUAUAAGAGGAAAUAAGCUAAGAACAUGCUAGCUACUGUACCACAGGUAAAGCGCUGCACACUAAAUACACAUUCAAUCGUUACACAUUAUGCACCUCACAAGCCAUCGACGGAGGACUUCAGAAUCAGCUUCUCUUCUUUUCCUUUAGAAAAUGAGCUUUCUCUGAUGCCCGACGGUCCAUCAUCUCUUUGAAACCAAAUUGCAUUGUGGGAAUGCAUGGCGUUGCGUAGUCUUCUGAGUUGGAGCGAUUGCAUUGGAUGACGCUGCGCUUGUGGAAAUAGGUUAUUUUUGUGCAUGAGUUUGAGUUCUCAUCUUUUCCUCAUUUUAAAAAACGUUUUUUUUCACCUUUUUCUGUGUUUUGCCAAUCUCUAAUUAACUUUUGGUUCCCUCAUGUGGGGAGCCUGUUUAAAGCAUGCUGUAAUUAUUUUGUGUGUGCUGAUCUUGCUUGUUGCCUUUCCUCAAUCCUUUGUGUGUGCCUUUCUGAUGCUUUGCUGCAAUUUAUUUAUUAUUAGUGGUCCAUUUUAACUUUGCUCUAAACCUUUGAAGCCUUGUGAAUAAUGCAAUCUCGGUCCUCUACGUCCGGAGCUUAUUUGCCCUAGCAUGUCAUGUCUCUCACAGGGAGAUGUCAUAUCUGUUGUAAGGAAACGAGACCCCAGCGAAGGCUGCGGUCCAGUCAGUCAAAUGACACUAGCUUCCCCGUAGAGGACUGUUGAUGCAGAAAGAAAAGGGAAAUUGCGAUGGUUACUGUUCUACUAUAACCAUCUGCAUUGGUCCACGUGUUACCUCUUGUUAGUCUCCUAGGACUUGGGAAUCCCUUGGUUGAACAAUACAGUAGAGGUGUGUUCAGACAGAUCGUUGUUGUGAUGUAUUGACUGACAUCCUGAAUUUACUUCUUAGUUCUUUCCCCUUCACGGUUUUCAUAUAGCAUUAUCAUAUGGCGGUCUGAGAGUAGUCAACUAGGCCUAAAUCAUUGUAGUGGAGAAAAGUAUCUCAACCUAAAGCUCAUCAACAUCUUCACUAUUGUGGCCCAGCCACUUUAAUAUUUGUUUUACCCCCUUUAGCCAGCAGUGUCCUUAAAACAAAGUACACACACACACACCAUUGCUGCUGAGAGGAAGACCGUAGAGGUGUAAGCAGCAUCGGGGGGUGGAUAUGUACAUUUUGUAAUGGUCUCCAAGCUAUGUUAAUCUCAGUCCUGAAAUCAUGUUUUUUUUCUGUUAGACAGUUCAACUUCGUCUCCAUUUUACUUUGUUGAAAAAUGUCACGGAAUAUAUUUUUCAAUGUAGAUAACACCCUUUAUCAAGAGGCUUUGACCAAUUUCCGAUACAUUUAAAGUAUGAUGAUACUGUAGGUUCUUGCAGAGAACUGGUUUUGGAUUGACUUAAUUUUCUUUUGAGAGCCCUUUCAUGCCUGUAAUCCUGCCUUCAUGAUCUCAUCUGAUUUGAGUGUGAUUGACAUGCAUUGUGUAAAGGAAGUGCCGACCAGACAAUGAAUAGUCUCCUGCUGGAGGCCAUACUCACAGCUCACAUGGCUCGUCGAAUAGUAUGAUUUAAAAUGUCCUCAAAGAAUUAGCCUAAUAACAUAUAUCCACUAAAGUGAGUGUCUCUUAUCUAGCACCAGCCCUCAAAAGUAGUGCUUACCAACAACAACGACAACAACAACAACAAGUCAUAUAAUGAAGUUGAGAAAUCAUCAGUGUUAUAUUUAAUCCCAAUCCUUAGUCUUCCGUUUUUUGCUAACAUCCACAGAAUCAAGUCAAGAUUCGCACCACGUGGAGUUAAUUCUAUUAUAUGUUAUACCCCUUGUACUGUUUAUCAUAAAUACUUGAACACGUUAUUUUGUCUCUCUUUAAAUCCCCCAUGUGAUAUGCAGUUAGUUUUUAAUCCCACCCUAUCCUUUAAUAGCCACUACAUCAGGAUGGCUGACAGAAUCGUGUAGCAAGUCCUCAGAAUAGUAGCUUCUUCUCAUAUACAGUGUUUAUCUGCCAUAUAAUGUAUUGCAGAUCUCAAAACAGUUCAUUCCUAAUUCAAAUAUUAAAAAGAAUUACAAUUG
Molecule: messenger RNA, 3569 nt
Organism: Salvelinus namaycush (lake trout)
Lineage: Eukaryota; Metazoa; Chordata; Actinopteri; Salmoniformes; Salmonidae
Product: armadillo repeat-containing protein 1-like
Exons: 7
Coding region: 322-1155 (277 amino acids)
Molecular function (GO): metal ion binding
Source: RefSeq, a predicted model, not a curated record